AUGGCGAAUUUAGAUGCUAGUGCAGUUGCUCCCGAAGAUCGCGUGCGGUUUUAUAAGCUCAAGGUACAGUCGGUAUUUGAACGCGUAAAAAAGCUACAAUCCAAGGUCGAUUCAGAUGCUCUUGCCGAUCACAGUGACAGCACUCUAAAUGUUCUACUGGAGCAUAUCGACAAGCUAAGCCACUCCUUUAGCAAGGCCCAUGAAAGUCUAGAGGAGCUCGACUUUACUGAGAUGUCCAGCAAUUUGCGCACUGACUUUGAUGAUUUAAUAAUGGUCAUGCAGUCAACAAUAAUGUCCGAAGUGCAAAGUCGUACUGCUCAAGUGCAUCAUAGUUCCACGUUUAGUCGUCCAAGUGACCCUCCUCGCGCAUCCGCUCCCAGAUUGCAGGCUGCACCUGCGUUGCCGCCAUUAAAGUUACCUACGUUCAGCGGUGGAUAUGCUAAUUGGGCUGAUUUCUACUCAAUGUUUUCUACAAUCAUUGAAAGUCGGCCAGAAAUCAGCAAUAUGGAAAGACUUCAGCACCUCCGGUCCUGCCUCGAUGGCGCAGCGUUGGAUACGGCCCACAUCGUAAAGAUCUUAGGUCUCAAAAGAGUAGAAAACGGAUCCAUAAUCAAGCUGCGUGAGCUAUCUGACAGCUUCAAUGUCCAUAUGCGUGCGCUCAGUAGUCUGGGCACAACAGAGCAGAUAGCCAGUGCCAUGAUUGCUCAGAUACUGCUACAGAAGCUUGAUGAGGCCUCACAAGCUAAAUGGGAAGAGAAAUUGGACAACUCAGAGACGGCUCUUCAGAUACCCAGAUAUGAAGAAGUCUCCUCAUUUCUUGAGCUUCGUUGCCGUACUUUGGAAUCGAUGAAAUUUGCUCUUACAAACUAUUCGUCAAGUAAGCCGAUGAAUUCUUGCAGUAAGGUUGCUACCAGUAGAUCAGCAUUUCUCGUAACCGGCCACAGUACUCACAGUUGCAAUUUUUGUAAUGAUCUUGAGCACACAAUCUACAAAUGCCCAAGAUUCGCAAACUUGUCUCCUAGUCUUCGCCUGAAUGAGGUCCGAAAGGCUGGCUUAUGUUUGAAUUGUCUCAAGGGAGGUCAUCAGUCGCGACAAUGUGGCUCGCGCAGUUGUCGGGUCUGUGGAGUCAAGCAUCAUACGCUUCUUCAUCUCGGCCACUCCAGCACAUCGCAGGCAGCAAUUCCGCCCCAUCAACAAUCUUCAACAUCAAGAGUACAGACCAUCCCUCAGCCCUCAGCACCAGCCACUACUCUCUUAUCCAAGGAUCGGCACAGCGAUGUUGUGCUCCUGGCUACCGCAGUGGUUCUGGCAAGGAAUCGGUUUGGCGAGCUUGUUCCUUGUCGUGCACUUUUAGAUUCAGGCUCUCAACUACAUCUCAUUACAGCCAGAUUUGCGAAUCUCCUGCAACUUAAGAGAACAAAAUCGGUGGCAUCUGUAUGCGGCGUAGGCGACUCCAAUGUUGCCAUGGAUGGCAGCAGCAUUUGCCUCACUCUUCAAGCUCAUGCAUCUGAAUAUACAACUAGCAUAACGGCUAUGGUAGCUACAAAUAUAACUGGCAGGCAGCCCAGUUCUAAUGUGAAUACGAGCAAUUGGAGCAUACCGCAAAAUAUAGUGCUGGCAGAUCCAGCUUUCCAUAGGCCGCAACGAGUAGAUCUGCUUAUCGGAGCUAGCCUGUUUUACGAUUUGCUCUGUGUGGGACAAAUCAAGUUGAUGCCUGGACUUCCAUUGUUACAGAAGACUCGUCUUGGUUGGGUUGUAUCAGGUGGCGAGGCUCGCAACCACAACUCCGUGCUAAUAGCUUCAAAGACGCCUUUGGAUCCGAUUACAGACUCCUGUGCUAAUAUCAAGUUGGACAGUCUCGUUCGUCGCUUUUGGGAAGUUGAGCGCUGCAGCGAUUCCAUUGUAAAGUUCAGCAAGGAAGACUCAGACUGCGAAGCGCAUUUUGCGAGGCAUUACAAUCGAUUGGCUAGUGGCCAAUAUACAGUACGCCUGCCUGUUAAGCUUAGUUGUGAGCUUCUUGGAGAUUCUUAUGAGCAAGCGCGACAUCGGUUUCUCAAUUUGGAGAAGAAAUUGAGUCGUUUGCCGCAUAUAAAGUCUCAAUACUCAGCAUUUCUGAAAGAGUAUCUUGAACUUGGUCACAUGUCACGCGUUCCUCUAAAUUCAUUCCAUCUAUGCAGAUAUUUUCUUCCUCAUCACUGCGUUCUGAAGGAUGAUAGCACAACUACCAAGCUUCGCGUCGUCUUUGAUGGAUCUGCAUCUACAACAACUGGGCAUUCGUUGAAUGACAUUCUAAUGUCAGGUCCCGUCAUUCAGCCAAAAUUAGUCGACAUAUUAUUGCGCUUCCGAUCUUAUCCAGUUGCACUCACCGGCGAUAUUUGCAAAAUGUAUCGUUGCGUGAAAGUACCUGAGCCGGACAGCUAUCUACAAUGCAUUUUAUGGAGGAAUUCGCCAGAUGAUGAGUUGGAAGUUUUCAGGCUUGAUACGGUAACAUAUGGAACAAAACCAGCGUCAUUUUUGUCUGUGCGCGCCAUGCAUCAGCUUGCCGUAGAUGAAAGGAACGCAUUCCCAGUCGGGUCCGACGUACUGCUUCGCGAUUUCUAUGUUGAUGAUUUGAUUAGUGGAGGAAAUUCCGUCGAAGAAGCAAGACUUGUUAUGCAAGAGACAGCUGGAAUCUUGGCAUGUGGGAAGUUUAAAUUGAGGAAGUGGUGUUCAAGCCAUCCCAUGGUACUGGACGGCGUAACAGACUGCGACAAGGAAUCGCUCAUUAGGUUCAACGAUGGCAGCGACAUUACAAAGACACUUGGCCUUGCAUGGGAUCCGGCAUCUGAUCAACUUCUUUUCUCAUAUCUAGCUCUGAAUUCAGCCUCUAAGCCCUCCAGGCGCUCUGUUCUCUCGUCUAUUGCUAGGUUUUAUGAUCCCCUCGGCCUGGUCGGCCCAGUUUCCUCUGUAAGCCCAGAUCUCAGUGGCCAGUCUCAGCACUUCCAGAAAGAACUUCAAUUGAGCGUCGAAGAACUGUGCUUCUUGUAA
Molecule: messenger RNA, 3027 nt
Organism: Drosophila mojavensis
Lineage: Eukaryota; Metazoa; Arthropoda; Insecta; Diptera; Drosophilidae
Exons: 3
Coding region: 1-3027 (1008 amino acids)
Molecular function (GO): zinc ion binding; nucleic acid binding
Source: RefSeq, a predicted model, not a curated record